AUGGCUUCACAAUCUCCUCCUCACCCUGUUUCUGAUCGGCCUGCUGGCCUAUUUGAAGAAUAUGAGAGUGAAGUUAUCACCGAGACAACACAUCGCCCCGCCAGUUUAAACGGAAACCACUCUGCCAACGAUGGCGCAGAUGAUAGAUACGAAUCCGAUAAUGAAUCGGGAGCCAUGUAUGAAACAGUUAGGACGUGGUCACCACAGACCCGGCCGGAAUUGGUUCGAAUUGCCUCUGCCUUCUCGAGAAUAGAUUCUCAUCCUGAUGCCCCGUCUGCCACAGAGGACGGAGGCCGGUUGAAUCGACGUGACACUCUGGCUGGUGUCCAGAUUGGCGACCCUGUUCUCAACCCCACGAAGCCCGAAUUCGACUUCUACAAAUGGGCCCGUAUGUUUUUUUAUAUCAUGGAGAAGGAAGGGAUCAAGCAUAACAGAACUGGAGUCAUGUUUCGCAACCUUACCAUUUCAGGCUCUGGCUCUGCUGUACAAUAUCAAGACACCUUCCUCUCGCCAUUCGCCGCUCCAUUUCGUCCCGGCGAGCUCUGCGGGAAGGGUAGGAACCCCGAAAAGGUCAUACUACACGAUUUUAAUGGGGCAAUGCGUGAAGGAGAGCUUCUUAUGGUCCUAGGUAGACCUGGCAGUGGCUGUUCCACCUUUUUGAAAGCAAUCUGCGGUGAAUUACAUGGUCUUCAGAAGAGCAGAGAGUCCAUCAUCCACUACAACGGAGUCUCUCAGCGUACUUUCAAAAAGGAGCUUCGUGGCGAAGCUGUGUAUAGUGCUGAAGACGAGCACCAUUUCCCUCAUUUGACAGUUGGUCAGACUCUCAAUUUCGCCGCUGCUGCUCGCACGCCCUCUAAUAGAGUACUUGGAGUGAGUCGAAAGGACUUUUCAACGCAUUUAGCACAGGUGAUGAUGUCGGUAUUUGGCCUAAGCCACACAAAGAAUACAAAAGUCGGCGAUGACUACGUCCGUGGAGUGAGCGGUGGAGAGAGGAAGCGAGUUAGUAUUGCUGAAAUCGCACUCUCUGGUGCUCCAAUUUGCUGCUGGGAUAAUUCUACCCGAGGCCUUGAUUCAGCUACUGCCCUCGAAUUCACAAAGGCACUGAAGAUCAGCUCUCAAGUCGGCGGUAUUACUCAGUGCCUCGCAAUCUACCAGGCUAGUCAGGCCAUUUAUGACAUUUUCGACAAGGUGAUUGUGCUUUAUGAAGGACGUCAGAUCUACUUCGGCCCAACCAAGGCCGCAAAGCAAUACUUUGAGGAUAUGGGAUGGCAUUGCCCGCCUCGGCAGACAACUGCGGACUUCUUGACUUCCGUGACCAACCCCAAGGAGAGAAUAGCGAAGGAAGGGUUUGAGAACAGGACCCCGCGAACUGCAAUCGAAUUUGAACGAUACUGGAAACAGUCACAGAAUAAUAAGCUACUUUUGGCUGACAUGCAUCAUUUUGAGGCUGAAUAUGAGCCGGAAGAAGGCCAUCUCCAAGGCCUACGCGAAGCACACGAGCAGGCUCAAGCGAAACACACGUCGUCGAAAUCUCCUUACAGAAUCAGCGUUCCGAUGCAAGUAAGGCUAUGUACGGUUCGCGCAUACCAGCGCCUAUGGGGAGACAAGUCAUCUACAAUUUCGACUAAUAUCAGUCAAAUCAUGAUGGCUCUGAUUAUUGGCUCUCUUUUCUUCAAUACCCCUCAGACUACCGACGGCUUCUUCGCAAAGGGCUCCGUCAUUUUCUUUGCUAUUCUUCUUAACGGCCUGAUGUCAAUCACUGAAAUCAACGGAAGCCUUAGCUGGUAUUGUUGCAGAUAUACCCAUCAAGUUCCUCCUCGCCACGGCAUUCAAUGUCAUCAUAUAUUUCCUGGGAGGGCUGCAGAGGUCUGCAGCAAAGUUUUUCAUCUUCUUCCUGUUUACGUUUCUCACAAUUCUCGUUAUGUCGGCUAUAUUUCGCACAUUGGCUGCAGCGACCAAGAGCAUCCUUGGUUUAAGUGGAUUCGUUAUAUCAAUCCCAUUGCAUACGCUUAUGAAUCAUUACUCGUGAAUGAAGUCCACGGCAACCGCUAUACAUGUGCUACCCCCGUUCCUCCAUACGGGAGUGGAAAUAAUUUUGCAUGCCCUGUUGCUGGAGCUGUUCCUGGGGAAAUGUCGGUUUCGGGUGAUGCAUGGGUGCAGUCCAGCUAUGACUACAGUUACGCACAUAUUUGGAGGAAUUUAGGGAUUCUAUUGGGUUUCCUCAUAUUCUUCUAUUUUGUCUACUUGGUGGUUUCUGAGCUCAACUUAUCCAGUACUUCAUCCGCCGAGUUUCUGGUUUUUCGUCGAGGGCAUCUUCCCAAGAAUUUCCAGAGAUCAGAAGAUGAGGAGGCUGCUGCUGGAGGCAUUGUCCAUUCCAAUGACCCAGCUCAGGUACCUCCCAAAAACAGCAAUGGUGUUUCCGGAGAGACUGCUCGGGGCAGUUCUGCUGUUGCAGUUAUCCCACCGCAGAAUGAUAUAUUUACCUGGAGAAACGUCACGUAUGAUAUUACUAUUAAGGGGGAGCCUCGCCGGCUUCUAGAUAAUAUCUCAGGCUGGGUCCGUCCCGGAACACUAACUGCGCUGAUGGGAGUUUCGGGGGCGGGAAAGACUACCCUCCUCGAUGCAUUAGCGCAACGAACUACCACUGGUGUCAUCACAGGGGACAUGCUCGUAAAUGGGAAACCUUUGGACUCAUCCUUCCAGCGAAAAGCCGGAUACGUCCAGCAGCAAGAUCUUCAUUUAGAGACAACCACUGUCCGCGAAGCGCUUCGGUUUUCCGCAGACCUACGCCAACCCAAAUCUGUUUCAAGAAAAGAAAAGUAUGAUUAUGUUGAGGAUGUGAUAAAGAUGCUCAGCAUGGAAGAUUUCAGUGAAGCCGUGGUUGGUAAUCCAGGGGAAGGGCUUAACGUUGAACAACGCAAACUUCUUACGAUUGGGGUUGAGCUUGCAGCAAAGCCACAACUUCUGUUGUUUCUUGAUGAGCCUACAUCUGGACUUGACUCUCAGAGCUCUUGGUCCAUUGUUACGUUUCUACGAAAGCUUGCUGAUAAUGGGCAGGCAGUCCUCUCAACCAUUCACCAACCAUCGGGCAUCCUCUUCCAACAAUUCGAUCGUUUGCUCUUCUUAGCUAAGGGCGGAAGAACUGUUUAUUUCGGAGAUAUCGGCGAGAACUCAGAGACUUUGUUGAAUUAUUUUGCAACUCAUGGAGCGGAGCCCUGUGGCCCUAGUGAAAACCCGGCAGAGUAUAUGCUUAACAUUGUCGGCGCUGGGCCAAGUGGGCAAUCGAAAAUUGACUGGCCGACGGUAUGGAAAGAUAGUAACGAGAGUCAUCAGGUUCAACAAGAGCUUGACCGAAUUCAAUUAGAAACAAGCAAAAGGAACGAGGGCAGCGAUCAACCGUCUGAAAAAGAACCUAGCGAAUUUGCUAUGCCUUUUACCGCGCAGCUCUACUGCGUUACCACUCGGGUGUUCCAGCAGUACUGGAGAACACCUUCGUACAUCUGGGGCAAGCUGCUUCUAGGACUAGCAUCAGCCUUGUUCAUCGGUUUCUCAUUUUUCCUGCAGAAUACCUCUAUGGCAGGUCUUCAAAAUAGCUUGUUCUCCAUAUUCAUGUUGACAACAAUCUUCAGUUCCCUUGUCCAGCAGAUUAUGCCACGCUUUGUCACACAGCGAGAUCUUUUCGAAGUUCGAGAACGCCCCUCCCGUGCGUAUAGCUGGAAAAUAUUCUUGCUUGCAAACAUAAUAGUUGAAAUACCUUAUCAGAUUCUUCUUGGGAUAAUCGCUUGGGCUUCCCUCUUCUAUCCCACAUUUGGCGCCCAUCUUUCCUCCGAACAACAAGGCCUCUUCCUACUAUACUGUAUCCAAUUCUUCAUAUUCGCUUCCACGUUUGCGCAGAUGAUAAUCGCUGGAUUACCCGACGCUGAGACAGCUGGAGGGAUUGCAACGACUAUGUUCGGUCUAAUGGUUACAUUCAACGGAGUCCUCCAGAAACCCAACGCCCUGCCAGGAUUCUGGAGGUUCAUGUGGCGUGUAUCCCCCAUCACUUACACAGUUGGUGGGUUAGCAGCAACAACGCUACACUCCCGGGAAGUGAGGUGUGCACAGAACGAGUUGGCAGUCUUCGAUCCCCCAAGGGGAUCUACAUGUGCUCAAUAUCUUCAAGAAUUUGUGCAGGCAGGUGUUCCAGGAAGCCUUUACAAUCCGACAAGCAACAGCCAAUGCGAAUAUUGUCCACUAUCCAGUGGUGAUCAGUUCCUAGCGGGUUCCGAAAUAUACUGGAGUGACAGAUGGCGAAAUUUCGGUAUUGGAUGGGCGUAUAUCGUCUUCAAUAUAUGUGCCACCGUCGCUCUGUAUUACCUGAUCCGUGUGAGGAGGCCUUCUGGAAAGCCAAAGAGAGUAAUUAGUGUUAUGAUGUAUUAUCUUAGCAGGGCCGGAACAUACUGCCGGGCUGCAAUCACGGGCCGGAAGGAGAAAUUCCCUAAGAAGCGAGAGCAGAUUGGCAAGAUUUACUGA
This is a messenger RNA of Microsporum canis CBS 113480, 4512 nucleotides long. Its product is annotated as ABC transporter. The record is from RefSeq and is a predicted model, not a curated record. The transcript has 5 exons. Gene Ontology annotation, biological process: transmembrane transport. Gene Ontology annotation, molecular function: ATP binding; ABC-type transporter activity; ATP hydrolysis activity. NCBI's taxonomy places the organism in Eukaryota, Fungi, Ascomycota, Eurotiomycetes, Onygenales, Arthrodermataceae. Gene Ontology annotation, cellular component: membrane. Bases 1 to 4512 code for a protein of 1503 amino acids.